Tyto alba (common barn owl) is the source of this 1448-nucleotide messenger RNA. RefSeq lists its product as uncharacterized. The record is from RefSeq and is a predicted model, not a curated record. The coding region runs from base 640 to 1329 and encodes 229 amino acids. The transcript is spliced from 3 exons. Lineage: Eukaryota; Metazoa; Chordata; Aves; Strigiformes; Tytonidae.
AACCUCUUUUGAUCAGGUAAAAUAACCUGGAGCUGUGCGGGUGAGUUGGUGCGAAGUUAGCACAGGAUUUUCUGUAGCCCUGACAACUUCUGCAGGUGUGAUCCCCAGAGCUCCCAAACUGUGUUGCUCUGUCUUUUUGGAAGAGAAAAAUAAAUUAAAGGAACAAGGAAGAACAAAAAGACCACGGGUCAUCUGUAAAAACAUAUGGAGGACAAUAUGUAACCAACCAACACCCUGCAAGGUUCAAAAACCUGAAUGGCAGGUUUUGUCUCUCAUAUUUGUGCUAGACAUUUUCAUUUUCAGUCACAUGCAGAGUCCAAGCCUUAUUCUGUAUUCUUAACCCGAGAGGAGGAAUUCACAUUUGUAUAUGUAACAUCUUUGCUCUGUUUCUCGUUGUGGAUAGAAGCGAGGUGAAGUGUUGGAGCUGGAGCUGGGGACACGCUGCUGACUGCUGAUCUUCUGCAAUACAGGAAAACAGCCAAGGUCUCAUGCUGGCCAGACAGCUAUGAAAGUCAAUACUGGAGUAGCCUCCUGCAUCAGUUCUUUUGCCUAUUUGAUUCAACUUUAAAAGCUAAACUCUUCUUCAGAAAAUCCAACCAGGUGGACAGAAAUGGAUCUGAUGGAUGGACUGUUCGGUGGAUGAGGAAUUGGCUGGAUGGUCGCAGUCAGAGGGUAGUGGUCAACGGUUCAAGGUCCGGAUGGAGACUGGUGACGAGUGGUGUCCCUCAGGGGUCUGUACUGGGACCAGUACUCUUUAGUAUCUUCAUCAGUGACAUGGACAGGGGGAUCGAGUGCACCCUCAGCAAGUUCACAGAUGACACCAAGUGGAUUGGUGCCAUUGACACGCCUGAGGGACACGAUGCCAUCCAGAGGGACCGGGACAAGCUCGAGAAGUGGGCCCAUGGGAACCUCCUGAGGCUCAACAAGGCCAAGCGGGAGGUCCUGCGCCUGGGUGGGGGCAGGCCCCGCUAUCGCUACAGGCUGGGGGAUAAAAGGAUUGAGAGCAGUCCUGCCGAGGACCUGCGGGAACUGCUGAUGAGCCAGCAAUGGGUGCUCGCCACCUGCAAAGCCAACCGUAUCCCGGGCUGCACCCAAAGCAGCUUGAGGGAGGGGAUUCUGCCCCUCUGCUGCGCUGUGGUGAGACCCCAGCAGCAGUACUGUGUGCGGCUCUGGGGUCCUGAGCACGGGAAAGAUGUGGACCUGGCUGGAGGAGGUCCAGAGGAGGCCACAAAAACGAUCAGAGGAUGGACCACCUCUGCUGGGAGGACAAUCCGAGAGGGUUGGCGUGGUUCAGCCUGGAGAAGAGAAGGCUCUGAGGAGGCCUUUUAGAGGCCUUCCAGUACUUAAAGGGGUCUUAUAAGACAGAUGGGGACAGUUUUUAGCAGGGCCUGUUGUGAUAGGACAAAGAGUAAUGGAUUUAAACUAAAAGAGGGUAGAUUCAGACUAGA